This is a messenger RNA of Anisakis simplex (herring worm), 624 nucleotides long. The record is from the annotation of a GenBank genome assembly. NCBI's taxonomy places the organism in Eukaryota, Metazoa, Nematoda, Chromadorea, Rhabditida, Anisakidae.
GUGCAUUUCGAUGGCAUUAUGCUUGAAGAUAACACACCGUCAAGUUAUGGUACCAAUCGCAUCAAUCCAUCGUAUUUCGACGAUCCACAACACUCAAAAAUUGCACCGUUAAUGUGUCCACUGAAAGGAAACGAUUCACACUACGAUAUGCCUCCGUAUCAAACCUACAGUGUCUAUUAUUACAAAAGCAGAUCUGAAGAGCAUAGAACCGUCGACUGCACGAUUAUUUUAUCGAUCCAGAAUUCCACCUUUCUGAAAUCAGAUGGAAAUGUCGUGGUGUUGCCUGGAAGAAUUGCUUCAAAAUCGCCGGCUCGAGUUUUAGCAGAAAACAGUAAGGUCUCCCGAGCUGUUCGCGAAAGAAAUCAGAUGAACUGUCUGAAGGCAUGGCUAUCGUCACGAACGCUGUGCAUGCUCGCAUCAACCGAAAAGGGCAGAAUGUAUGACGUGAGAAGUGUGUACGGUUUACAGCAGAGUAUUGCCACUAGAAAGGCUCUCCACGAAGUCACAUCGAAACGAUCAACUGUUCUAACUGGAUUCUGUUUGGAAACUGAAGCUGAAUCGCUCACUGCCAUAAACAAAUGCUUAACCAGUACCUCAUGCUUAAUUCUAUCAGUCAAUUGCUAA